Molecule: messenger RNA, 618 nt
Organism: Mesorhabditis belari
Lineage: Eukaryota; Metazoa; Nematoda; Chromadorea; Rhabditida; Rhabditidae
Source: the annotation of a GenBank genome assembly
AUGGCCUCCGACUUUGGAAAUCCGCUAAAGAAGUUCAAGCUAGUGUUUUUGGGAGAGCAAAGCGUGGGAAAAACCUCGUUGAUCACCCGAUUCAUGUACGACAGCUUUGACAACACCUAUCAAGCGACGAUUGGGAUCGAUUUCUUGUCGAAAACAAUGUAUCUCGAGGAUCGCACAGUUCGUUUGCAAUUAUGGGACACAGCCGGACAGGAGCGUUUCCGAUCACUCAUCCCUUCCUACAUUCGAGACUCAACGGUUGCGGUGGUCGUUUAUGACAUUACAAAUGCAAACUCAUUCCAUCAAACGUCAAAAUGGAUAGACGAUGUUCGAACGGAGAGAGGAAGCGAUGUGAUCAUCAUGCUGGUUGGAAACAAAACGGAUUUAUCUGAUAAACGACAAGUCACCACAGAAGAGGGAGAAAGAAAAGCGAAAGAGCUCAACGUGAUGUUCAUCGAAACGUCGGCCAAAGCAGGAUACAAUGUUAAACAGCUCUUCCGUCGCAUUGCCUCGGCUCUCCCCGGAAUGAUCGACAAGGAUGAGCGGGCCGAUACAACAAUCGUCAACAUGGAUCCAAUCAAACAACGUCAAAUCCAAACCGAUGAAGGGGCAUGCUGGUGC